AUGUUUCGUCAUUUUCUUGCAUUUCUGUUAAUAAAUUCGUGUUAUCAAAGUUUGGGUAACCCGAUCGAUCCCGUUGUUUCUACAAAACAGUUAUUAUCAAGUUCACUCGCGACGCUAGCAUCCAAAUGCGAAAAUACUAUUCUAAGCAAUCAAAUAGCAAGCAAAAUAAAAGAUUGUAAUAUAAUCGUGCCGCCUUAUAAGAAAAAACAAUUUCAAUGUUUAAUAUUCCUUGACAUAAGUACGCAAUUAUGCUCAGCAAAAGUAGUGGUAAACGAAGAAUCUCUAGCCAAAGUGAAUGAGAAACAGGAUGUAAACGCUGUUUGCGCACUGGCUAAAGAGUGGGUUUUUACAAAUGUGUCAGAGUUUGUGAACUACAAGGAAUCUGCUGAGAAGUACUUCAAGCUCCCUGCUACUUGUGGAGAGGUAUGUGGGGAAGAGGACACAAUGAACGAUGCCAACUACUAUUGUAAAUAUUACAAAUGGGGCUUGGAACAGUUGAAGGUUCAAGUUGAGUCUACAGUGGCAAAUAAUGCAAACAAUAAUGCAGUUGCACCACCAGCUGUUUCAGAGCAAGAUGUGAGUGCAAAGGCUGAUGUGCCUGCACCUGCUAGUAACCCAAUUAACCAGGAAGUGGAAACGAAAACAUGGAAUGGACAGAUAAAGCAGACUGACCCAGCAGUAAGUAAGUCAACUCAAAAGAUUGAAGUUGCAAGCUCUGACAUUGAGGUUGUGAAGCCUGAGACUGUAGCUAGUAAUGAUCCUUCUAAGCAAUCAUUGAACAGUGAGAUUGCAGACAGUGUACCAAAGAAUGAAGAAUCAGAUCCCAAUGUGGACAGAAUGGAGGAUCCUGUUAUAGCCCCACCAGAGAAUAUCAUUCCCAGUAACAACAGUUCCACCAAAACAGUUGUAGUUAGUGAAGAGAAACCUGUCCUCGCAAAUGAUCCGUCCCUUCCCGAUACUAGUAAAAAUCUGCCUGUCAGCGAUAAGAAACCUGAUGCUGUACUUGAAAACCCAAAAGCAAAACCUGUGCCUGAUACGGAUGAGUAUGCAGACUCAGAUGGCAAUGACAAUGUGGGCGAUGAGGAAGCCGAAGAUCCUGGUUUGGAUAUCAAGUCAGAACAAGACACAGGAAACCAGCAAACAUUUAUCAGAAACAAGAUAUUAGUGCCUGCUCAUGAAGCUGAAAAUUCACAAAAAGAUUUCUUCCCUAAUUCGAUGCCCGAUGGUUUCUCAGAAGAGGACAACGACCAUUUCUUCCCGUUCUUCAUGACGUCUGUUGUACUCAUGGUCUUGCUGUACGUCCUGUACCAUAACAAGAGCAAAGUUAGCAAAGUGUUCUUCGGCUUAAUACUGGAAGGACGACAAAGCAGUCGCCGUCGCAACAGCCGAGGUCAUGCUUACCGCCGCUUGGACACCCUGGAACAAGCUAUGAGCGCCAACACCGCUGCACCGCCCAGCAAGAUCAUAUACUAA
This is a messenger RNA of Spodoptera littoralis (African cotton leafworm), 1473 nucleotides long. NCBI's taxonomy places the organism in Eukaryota, Metazoa, Arthropoda, Insecta, Lepidoptera, Noctuidae. The record is from the annotation of a GenBank genome assembly.